AUGAAGCGCCCAAGCUCACCACAUCACGCUCUCAGGAGCCAUGUCUUAGUCACUGGCGCUACAGGAUUCAUUGGCGCGCACGUCGUGGAUGUUCUCCUGUCCCGAGGGUUCAGGGUCCGCGGAGCCACCCGAUCUCUCGCCAAAGGGAAUGCCAUGAUCAAGGAUCGGCCCGAGAACGCCGGCAAGCUCGAGUUUGUCCAAAUUGGUGAUUUUGAGAAACUUGGUGUCUUCUCUGAAGCCAUCAAAGAUGUCGACGCCGUGGUUCACGUCGCCAGUCCAUUUACCUACGACACCAAAGACAACGAGAAGGAAUUGAUUAUACCAGCCAUCAACGGUGUCCGCUCUAUCCUUGAAGCAGCCGUCACCAAUCCCAAGAUCACUCGAGUGGUCAUUACUUCCUCCUUCGCCUCCGUCCUCGACGUCAACCGCAAGGCACCACCAUACUUUACAUACACGGGGGAAGAUUGGAACCCCUUGACCUACGAAGAAGCCGCAUCUCCGGAAACAAGCGCCGUAGUUGCAUACCGAGGUUCCAAGAAAUUCGCAGAAAAAGCAGCGUGGAAUUUCAUACGGGAGCACAACCCCCGCUUCGACAUCGUGACGCUAUGUCCGCCAAUGACGUUUGGUCCCGUGGUUCACCCCGUAAGCAGCGUCGACAAACUGAACGAAUCGAACGCAAUGCUGUGGAAGAUUGCAAGCGGACAGAAGCCCCUGCCUGUUGCUCGGGUCCCAUUCUGGAUUGAUGUCAGAGAUCUUGCGGUGGCGCACGUGGAAGCGCUCUUUAGACCGGAGGUGGGUAACAGGAGGUUUGUUCCGGCCGCUAAGGAUCGCUUUUCAUAUGGUCUGGCUGCCAAGAUCAUUGAAGACAACUUUGAUUGGGCCAAGGGCAAGGUCGCGCGGGAAGAACAAGCGAUCGACACUUCGCAUGGACUGGAUGGGGAGACGGUCGCGAGAGAGCUUGGCGUCGAGUACCGAACUUUUGAUCAAACGGUCGUCGACCUCAUUGACCAGGUUACGAAAAUGGAAGGCGGGACAGUAUGA
Molecule: messenger RNA, 1041 nt
Organism: Colletotrichum abscissum
Lineage: Eukaryota; Fungi; Ascomycota; Sordariomycetes; Glomerellales; Glomerellaceae
Product: NAD dependent epimerase/dehydratase
Exons: 2
Coding region: 1-1041 (346 amino acids)
Molecular function (GO): oxidoreductase activity, acting on the CH-OH group of donors, NAD or NADP as acceptor
Source: RefSeq, a predicted model, not a curated record